AACUGAGACUGAGACCUCCGCUACUGGUUCCGAGACUGGAACAACAACUGCCACAGGCUCUGAGACUGAGACUUCUGGUACAGCCCAUGCUACGGGCACAACCGAUACCGAGACUUCAGCCACUGGAUCCCAGACCGAGACUACAACUGCUCCUGGCGCUACCACUGAGACCUCAGCUACCGAGACCCUCACAGCCAACACAGACACUACAACAGCCGCUGCCACAACUACAACCUCGGCCGGCUGCACCGCCUAUACCCCCGUCGCCAACCCCCCAGCUGCCGACUGUGCUGUCCGAGGCGCCCCCAACGGUUUCGCUGCCUUCAUGGCCCAGCUCAUUGGCAUCCCUAACUCCAACACUGAAGAGUGUGCUCGCCAGUGCGGUAUGUACCGCAGUUCCACCGUUGUCGACGAUAAGUGUCUCUCGUUCGGUCUGGACGCGAGCAACACUUGCUACCUAUAUAAGGUCGGCCUUAGCAGCCUGAGUGUUGACGCUGCUGGAACUCCUGUCUUGGAGUUCCAUGACUUUGAGGCUUGCUAUUCUUGUGAUGAGGGUGGUGCUACUACUACUACUGAGGCUGGUUCUGAUACUACUACCACUGCCGCUGGUGUUGACACUACCACUACCGAGACUGGCUCGGAAACUGGUACCACUACUACUGAAGCUGGAGCUGGAUCUACAACCACCACUGAGGCUGGUUCUGAUACUACCACUACUGGCGCUGGUGUUGAUACCACUACCACUGAGGCUGGAACUACCACAACCACAGCCGCUGGUGUCGAUACCACUGCUACCACCACCACCGAAGCUGGCGUCGAGUCUUCCACCACUGAAGCUGCUUCCACCACCACUGACUCCGUCUGCACCGGCUAUACUCCCGUCCCCAACCCCCCCGUUGCAAACUGCGCCGUCAAGGGCAAGUCCUACGAGACCUAUAUCUCCACCGACACUGGUAGCAGCGCCGAUGUGUGUGCUAGCAAGUGUAGCGAGGUCUCUGGCUGCAAGUCCUUCGCUUACAAGGCUUCUUCAUCUACUUGCACUUUCUACACUCAAACUGUGAGUGAGCUUCAGAUUAACAGCUGUGCUUCUGCAGAGGAGUCUGAGUUCUACGAGUUUGAGAUCUGCUAUGCUGGUUGUGGUCAGGCUACUACUACCACUGAGGCUGCUGGAUCUACCACGACAACUGAGGCUGGUGUUGAGACUACUGCUACAACUACUACUGAGGCCGGUGAGGGUUCUACCACCACCACCGAGGCUGCCGUCGCUUCUACAACUACCACUGAGGCUGGUGAGGCUUCAACCACUACCACCGAGGCUGCCUCUACCACUGAGGCUCCUACAACCACCACAACCGAAGCUCAGUCCACUACCGAGGCUCCCACCACAACCACAGCAGCCCCCGUCUGCACCAACUACGUUCCCCUCCCCAACGCCCCCUCAACCUGCGGCAAGCAAGGCAAGGUUUCCUGCCGCUCCACCCAGAAGCUCGGCCAGGCCACGUCCGUCACCGACGUCAACGCCUGCGGCAAGCUCUGCGGCACAGCCCUCACCUGCAAGACCUUCUCCUACACCCCCAAGUUCCGUAGCGCCGGCGGUUACUGCCAGCUCUACUCUGCACCUUUGUCACAGCUCAGCUUCACCCCUUGUAACACGGGUGUCAAGUUCUACGAUCUCGAUACAUGCUACACCUGCUCCAACACUCCUACGCCUACACCUCCUGCUACGUGCUCCAAGUACGUCCCUGCGUUUGAGAAAUGCGCCAAGGACACGCACUGCGGAACAAGCGGUGAGAUCUGUCAGGAGGAGAAGAUCAAUGUCGCGGGCGAUGCGUCGUGCCUUGAGAACUGUGCCAAGAGCUGUAUUGACUAUGGAAAGGACUGCAAGUACUUCAGCUACCAGCCUGCGUUCUACAACAGCGCUGCCAAGUGUAAGCUGUACAAGAGUGGAAAGAUCACCAAGAAGAGCACUUCUUGGGUCAAGUUCUACGAGCAGGAUUGCUUCAAGUGCCAGCAGUCCAAGUAAGCAACACAUCUGGGGCAUGAUGAAAUGGGCAUUGGAGGGAGGAGUCAGAGAAAAACAUUCUUUUCAUAUUCUACGACUUUGAACGUUAG
This is a messenger RNA of Fusarium oxysporum Fo47, 2112 nucleotides long. RefSeq lists its product as uncharacterized. Lineage: Eukaryota; Fungi; Ascomycota; Sordariomycetes; Hypocreales; Nectriaceae. The record is from RefSeq and is a predicted model, not a curated record. The transcript has 2 exons. Bases 326 to 2023 code for a protein of 565 amino acids.